UUGUUCACUUCACACUUCAGCGUAAUAAUCACUAUUCAGUUGUCAUUUGUCAUUCUUUAGGUUUUGAUUGUUUGCUGCACGAUAUAAUCCUUAUUUAUUUUUAAAAUAAUUAAGUAUUUUAAAUUAAAAACGAUUUACUAGUCAAAAUAUUUUUAUAAGUGCAAGUUAAACUAAACCAACAAUUUUCGUUAUCGUUACAGUGCUGUAAAAAAAGUGUUAGUUGCAGUUUAUUUAUUUUUGAAUGAAAAAAUAAAUCUUGCAUUUUCUGAAUACCUUCAUGAGUCUAAAAAAAAUUAAAACAGCAGUGUAAAAGUGAGAUAAAAUAGCGCGCAAAUGCAAUACGUCUUCGAGAAAAUAUCGAUGUGUGGAUUGGACCCGGAGGUUUGUGUUCGGUGGGAUUAUGUUAUUUCUCAGUGCCUUAGCGAUUGGAAUGAUAACUGGCCUGCAGAAUGUUACCACAGAGUUGACGAGCACGGACAGUGACGUCGCUUCCACGACGGUUUCGGACAUGGGGCUUAUCGAGACGUCGAAAGCGCCCGAGACUAGCGACUUCGUGAAUGUGACGAUACAGGAGCGGCCCUCGAUGUGGGAUUUGUACCUGAACCACUGCCCGCGGUGGAGGCCGAUAAAUCAUAUAUUUUUCCAAGUGUCGAACGUAUUUUUUUUGUUAUCGUUCCUCGCGCCCCAUACUCCGACGGGUCUGAUAUGGUUGCGUGUGUCGCUGAUCCUCGGGUGCGCGUUCUCUGGCCUCUGGGCUUGGAGCAUCGAAUGCUACUUGGAUGCUGUGCUCUGGAACAGUGCAUUUGUGAUCAUAAACUUCAUAUAUUUUGCGAUACAGUUCUACUUGAUGAGACCUAUAAAGUUUCAUAAGGAAAUUGAGGAGGUAUACACAGCACUGUUCAAACCGCUGCGCGUCUCCCGCCGCCAGUUCCGGCGCGUGCUGAUGUGCAUGCGCAACGUGCGACACCUCAAGUGCCACGAGCUGUACGCGCACGAGAAGGUCACCAAGGUGGACAGCCUGUCGCUCGUGCUGUCUGGCAAGUUAGUAGUAUCCCAGAAUCAGCGAGCACUCCACAUAGUGUUCCCACAUCACUUCCUAGACUCGCCUGAGUGGUUUGGCGUGUCUACGGAUGAAUAUUUUCAGGUAUCCAUAAUGGCGAUGGAAGAAUCGCGAGUGUUAGUAUGGCACCGCGACAAGUUAAAGCUGUCGAUCAUGUCGGAUGCAUUCCUGCAAGCGGUGUUCGACCACAUCCUCGGCAGGGACGUUGUGCACAAGUUGAUGCAGGUGAGCGAAACGAUGGCUGUCAGCAACGGUCACUUACCAAACAGUUAUGAGGAAGGCGAAGACAAGCCGAUGUUGAUCGUUAAGAAAAGCGGUGAUGGACCCGGCAUCACGGCAUUGUUGAAUCGACAGUUGCAAGCAACAGAUCCGAACGCAUGGCGCCUGGGCAGAAUCGAAGAGACAGACCACGAGACGCCGGUCUGAGGUCACGCAUUGCACCUAGCGGUCCGACCGCGGAGACGCGAUUACCGUUAGGGCAAGUCUGCACAUGGCGGCCACAGACUAUACACGGACUUUAUCGCGUCUGUGGACGCCGCUUUGUUCCUACGUUGACAGUGACAGAUGACAGCUGACAGAUUCGUUGUGGUCAUAGAUAACAACAUGGAUUGGUUGUGUGUGAAAAAGUCUACUACCAUAAACAUUCGGCAGUGGAGUUCGGUUCGAGGGAGAAUUUGUGUAAAAAAAGUCUACAGGGCUGUCCCCGUUAAAGAAAUAAAAAAGGCUCGAAGCGAUUUCACCGCCAUUUGUUUGGCAGCUAGUGACUAGUACACUAAUUUGAAUGGUAUUGCGUAAGAAUAAAAUAUUUCGACGACGUACAUUAGGUUUUAAAUGGCUUUAAUAUCGUUGCGUUGACGCUUCGCUUUAUCGUAUAUGUUUUUUUGUUAUUUGAAAAAUGAUUUUGGUUGAACUUGUGAUUGAUUGGAUCUCUCUAGUUGUAUUGGACGUUAUUUUCUUAUAAUAAUAUUAUACGACCGUGUCGCGGAGAUAUUUUCUUAUAUUGGAUAGAUUACAAGCUUAUUUUGUACGUGGGAAGCAAUAUUUUUGGGUUUAUUUACAUAUUUAUAAGCUUCGCGAUACAAGGAGUCUAUGUAUAAAUUGACACAAACGAAAAAUAUUAUUUUGUGUACACAUUUAUGUAGAUAGAGAGAACUAGGAAACGUAGUUAUUGGACUGACGUACUUUUUCAAGGCGGAGUUAAAUAUUGUAUAUAAUAAGUGUCUAUGUACAAAAUUAGUUUCGAAUAACGUAAAUGUCGUUGCUAGUGAGAUAGUUAAUGAACAAAAUUGAAGUACUAUUGAAUUGACUUGAUAUAAAAAGGGAUGGUAAUGGAUGCGUUGACAAGGGUUGCCAAUUUUCUUAAUGUGUACAGCUAAAUAAAUAAUUAAUA
Messenger RNA from Colias croceus (clouded yellow), 2450 nucleotides. It is a transcript of the gene bves, whose product is annotated as blood vessel epicardial substance. The transcript is spliced from 6 exons. NCBI's taxonomy places the organism in Eukaryota, Metazoa, Arthropoda, Insecta, Lepidoptera, Pieridae. Gene Ontology annotation, molecular function: cAMP binding. The coding region runs from base 401 to 1486 and encodes 361 amino acids. The record is from RefSeq and is a predicted model, not a curated record. Gene Ontology annotation, cellular component: sarcolemma.